Falco peregrinus (peregrine falcon) is the source of this 1786-nucleotide messenger RNA. RefSeq names its product ecotropic viral integration site 2A (gene EVI2A). Gene Ontology annotation, biological process: regulation of stem cell division; positive regulation of neutrophil differentiation. Gene Ontology annotation, cellular component: membrane. NCBI's taxonomy places the organism in Eukaryota, Metazoa, Chordata, Aves, Falconiformes, Falconidae. The transcript has 4 exons. The coding region runs from base 470 to 1336 and encodes 288 amino acids. The record is from RefSeq and is a predicted model, not a curated record.
AACGACGUGUAAUUUCAGUUACAGAUUUGCUUAAAAAAUACCAGCACUGUCUGAAUCUGCUUGCUCUACGUUAAUGGUCGUUUGCAUCCUAAGAGCAAAUACAUACACAAAGAAAUUUUAUUGUUAAAGGACUAAAUAUCUGAAACGCCAAUUUUCUUUUGACUACAUCUUGACAAGGAAGGACCCCCCGCCCCAGCUCGCUGCCCAGUUACACCCCAGGCACACCAGUUCUUCCAUUCUCCUGCAGGACUUAAGCAAUUUGAAGUACUGCCACUGGGAUUUUGCAAGCAAGUAUUGGUACACUUCCUCUUUAGCUGCAGAAACCUACUUCAACAUGAAAUGAGCCAUUUUAAGCUGCUUCACUUCAGCACACAGUCCGUCUUCCUAAGGCUUCAAAUGAAAAAGGCAAUGCGUGCUUGAUCGAAGAUAAAUGUGCAGGAGAGGACAUAUUUAAAGAGGCUGGAGGAAAAUGGCCAACAACAAAGUAAUACUGGUUCUUGUCUAUGGAGGAAUCUGGAAAUCACUUUCUACAGCAACAUCUCAAAACACUUCCAUGAAUAAACAAAAUGCAUACACCAGUAUCAGGAGUCCAGCAGAAGACAAAGCUCCUCUGUAUCAACUGCAAGCAACUGGACCCAGUUUACACAAAUCUGGAAAAGCACUGACAGUUACAACAUCACCUCAGUUCCCCAAAGCACAUGCAGAACCUAGCAAUGGAAGCUGGAUAGCAGCACUGAUAAUCGGCAUCAUUUUGAUUAGUAUGAUAAUGGCUAUUAUUAUCAUUCUUCUGUGGAAAUGCUGCAAGAGGCCAGUUGUAGUUGAUUCAAAUUGGGCAGGUCGGUCUCCAUUUGCAGAUGGAGACACACCAGAUGUCUUUAUGGACUCUGACCAGGGUACCAAACGUUCAUCAGUUUUAUUUAUGUUGCCUUGGAAAUUGAAACAAGACACAAACUUCCAUGACCAUCCCACUGCAUCGGAGAAACCACCCCAACCCACUACCAUCAAUGAAAACCACCAGUUGUCUCCACCGGCCGAAGACUGCUCUGCAGCCACCGUUUCAGUUUCCAACAAGGAUGCAUCUCCAGCGCCCACCUCAGAAGCAGCAAGCUGUGCACGCAACUCCUAUCCUCCCGCAGCGGCCUUAUCCGAAUGCCUAGAUCUGCCACCUCCGCCUGACUGGCUCAGGGAACCAACUGAGGGUCACAGUUCAGACCCCAGCAAGUACCAGGAAUUUCACUCAGAAGCAGAGGAACAAUUGCCGCCUCCACCUGAGUUACUCACUCAAGAGAUUCAGGAGCCACUGCCCCAGCUGCCACAGCCAGAACACCCUUUGUAGGCUGCCAAGAUUGAUUUCCAGCAUACUUCACAUAUUUCUUAAAUGAAGUAUUCAAGUAACUGAAAAAAAAAAAAAGGAGAAGCUGAUGCAGACCAGAACUGUGAGACCACAGUGCAGGCACUUCCCCAGCAUUUCUUCACUUGACUUCAGCUUUCACAAAAGGGAACAACCUGCUUCCGCCUGAAGCAAAUAAUUGCAAAAUACAGUAUGGAUUGAGCCCACUAGUUAUCUGUAACUAGCAACUCCAGAUUUUGGAGACCACAGAAAACAGUACCCACACCUUCAUGUGCCAGUAUAUACCUACACGUAACACAUGGACAUGGAGCUUUCAAGAAACAGUACAGCUGUAGAUGUUCUCAGGGCUACUAAAAAUUGUUUGUUCUACUAGGCUGUGUAAGUGAAUGCAAUGAAUUCAAGUUAAUUUUAAUAAAGCUUCCUAAUUCAAAGAUG